AAAAUAUGGAAGAUGGGAUUAGUGGAAGAACUGAACUAUCUUGUUGUUGUAUAUCACAUGCAUUCGUCAAAGCUUCCAGUAAAAAUCCUGAUAAAGUUGCUGUAAUCCAUGGAUGUGGAGCUGCAAGGAUCGCCAGAGAGUUGCGCGCUAAUGGAGGCCGUGGCGAAAUUAGCAGUAAGACAGGGAUCUUUGAUGUAAAUUACAAUCAACUCUUCGAAUGUUUGCUUCAGCCUGCUCUUCCGAGUUCUCCCCCGGUGUAUGAAGGUGAUCGCUGUUUCACCUUUUCCCAAAUCCUAUCCGCCGUUGAUUCCCUCAGCUCACGCCUCCAUCACGUACUUGAUGGCGGAGAUGAUCCCUUUCUUGUUAAGCCAACUAUCGGUAAUUUCUCCAAUGGCCUACCAACUAAUGACAUUUCUAAGAUGCUUAAAUCUUCAAGUGCCGGGUUACACAAGUCUUCGAAUUACCUGGAUAUGUAUAGCCCGAAAAUAGUCGGAAUAUACAUGGAACCUUCGGUGGAUUACAUCAUUGCUGUUCUUUCUGUUCUAAGGUGCGGGGAGGCUUUUCUGCCAUUAGAUCCUCUAUGGCCAGAUGAAAGAAUAUCAUAUGUUGCUUCAUCUUCAAAUAUUAGUAUUAUCUUGACCAACAAAUCUGGUUUCCAUGGAAGUGAAUAUGAAGGCAUGAAUGAAUCAAAUUCUCUAAAACAUGGCAAGUAUCCUGCGUUUUUCUGGUCGUUGGACGACAAAUUUGAUUGCCAACUUGAUUCCUCAUGUUUGGCAUGGCCAUGUGAAAAAGUAAAGCCAAGAUUAUUUUGCUACUUAAUGUAUACAUCAGGAUCAACUGGAAAACCCAAAGGCAUAUGUGGCACUGAAGCAGGUCUUUUGAACCGAUUUUCAUGGAUGCAAGAUAUUUAUCCCCUAGAUGGAGAGGAACUCUUGCUGUUUAAAACAUCUUUAAGUUUCAUUGAUCACCUGCAGGAAUUUCUCGGAGCUCUUCUUUCAACUUGUACGUUAGUCAUACCUCCCAUUGUUGAGAUCAAAAGAAAUCCUUUUUAUGUGUAUGAUUUCUUGCAGGCUUACUCAAUCAGCAGGCUUGUUGUAGUACCGUCUUUGAUGAGAUUGAUUCUUCCUGCUUUUCAGAGUCAAUAUAACAAAAGAGUACAAAGUUCCCUUAAAGUUCUAGUGUUAAGUGGUGAACUUUUUCCUAUUUCCUUAUGGAAAAUGAUUUACCAGUCAUUACCAAAGACAACUAUUCUGAACUUGUAUGGAUCUACCGAGGUUUCUGGAGACUGUACAUAUUUUGAUUGCAAGCAAUUACCUUUGAUCUUGGAGAGUGAAUUCUUGGAUAGUGUUCCAAUUGGCUUGCCAAUUUCUAAUUGUGAUGUUGUGCUUUUGGGUGAAGGUUCACCUGGUGAAGGAGAAAUAUAUGUUAAUGGACUCUGUGCGGCUGCUGGAUAUUAUAACGAUACUUGUAUUUUGCAGGAGGCCUAUGUAAAAUUACACAAAAACACUUCUUGUCCCUAUUGUGAUAAAGAGUGCGUGCAUCAAUUAUAUUUCAGAUCAGGGGACUUUGCUAGGCGACUUGGAAGUGGUGAUUUGAUAUUUGUUGGGAGGCAUGAUCGCAAUGUCAAGGUUAAUGGGCAUCGUAUUGCUCUAGAGGAAAUUGAAUGUACAUUACGGCUAUAUCCAGGUGUAUGUGAUGUUGCUGCUAUUUGUUGUGAUAUUCCAGGAGAAUUAGUUCUUAUAGAAGCAUACUUAGUGAUGCAACAGGAUGUUAAAUUUGACAAGACUUUGAGGUUUUCCAUCAGAAUGUGGUUGGGCAAUAAACUUCCAGAGGCGAUGGUUCCUAGUAAUUUCUUCUUUAUGGAUUCACUUCCUGUGACUUUCACUGGAAAAGUUGAUUAUGCAUUGUUGGCCAGCUUAACAUCAACUGUAACACAUGUCUUCAAUCAUCAGGAUAUAGCGGUUGACAUAAAAAAGGCCUUUUGUGAUGCUUUGAUCAUUGAAACAAUAUCAGAUGAUGCUAAUUUCUUUGAUAUGGGUGGGAAUUCACUAUCUGCAGCACAUGUGUGUUAUAAUUUAGGAAUUAGUAUGCAAUUCCUUUACAGCUUUCCUACUCCAUUGAAGCUUCAGAUCGCUCUCCUAGAAAAAGGCUUGUGCCGUACUGAUGUGAACAUAAAUCUUGAUUAUGUGUGUAAGCUGAAUAGAAAUGACAACAAGGUUUUAUCUGCUGAUAACAAUGGACCAAGUCUCUGUACUGCUAUUGUAAAUAAGAAGCUAUCAAGGAAGUCUGGAGACGAGAUCAAUGAUCACACUGCUAGCCGCAAGAAAAUGAGUUUGACAUUCAAUAUGGACUCAGCGAGAAAGGUUGUUGGAGAUUGUUAUCCAUGGAAUUCUGAUUAUCCAUCUUUCUCAUGCACAUAUAACCGAUGCAAUAAGGUAAAUUUACAAGGAGUAUACCCUGUGAUUUCACCGAUGCAAAUUUCAAGACAGAAAAGAGUCAGCAUGAAGGAACUGUGGUCUGUCCACUUGGGAUCCUGUAUUGAUGCAUCUCCAGUUGUUGUAGUUAAAGAUGGCGAAGUUCUACUUUUUAUUGGAUCACACUCCCAUUAUUUUUCGUGCAUCAAUGCCAAGAGUGGUACAGUCCGGUGGAAGAUUGAACUGGAAGGAAGAAUAGAAUGCACAGCCGCAAUUCUGAGUGAUUUUACUCAGGUCGUUAUUGGGUGUUACCAGGGAAAAAUUUACUUCCUUGAUUUUUUGAAUGGGACUAUCUUUUGGACUUUCCAAACAGGUGGUGAGGUGAAGGCACAGCCAAUGGUAGACAGUUGCCGAAGUUUGGUUUGGUGUGGAUCUUACGAUCACAACCUUUAUGCCCUUGAUUAUACUAAUUACUGCUGCCGUUAUAAGCUUAAUUGUGGUGGCAGCAUAUAUGGAUCACCUGCAAUUGAUGAGGUUCAUGGCAUUCUUUACGUGGCAUCAACAAAUGGUCGGGUCACAGCAAUAUCCAUUAAGGCUCCAUCAUUCAAUAAAAUAUGGAUGCGUGAGCUGGAAGCACCUGUAUUUGGGUCUCUGUCCAUGAAUGUUGGCAAUGGAAAUGUUAUUUGUUGCUUGGUGGAUGGGCAUGUUGUUACACUGGAUUUAUGGGGAUCUCUUGUAUGGAAGGUGAAAACUGGUGGACCAAUAUUUGCUGGAGGAUGCAUAUCACGUGUUCUGCCUUCUCAGGUUCUUGUAUGUUCAAGAAAUGGAAGUAUUUAUUCCUUCAAGCUGGAAAAUGGAGAACAAGUAUGGGAGUACAAAUUGGAAGAUCCCAUUACUUCAUCAGCAUUUGUUGAUGAUAACUUAGAGUUGGAAUCUGACAUUCCCAAUCAAUUGGAUAGGUUAGUAUGUGUAUGCACCAGUUCCGGACACAUCCAUUUGCUUCGAGUGCCUUCUGACUGCAAAGGAGGAACACUUACUCAUCCAACAGAAGUUGAGAAGUUUGCGGAACUGGUUCUUCCAGGGGAUAUAUUCUCUUCCCCCAUUUUUAUCGGUGGUAGAAUUUUUGUCGGUUGUAGGGAUGAUCAUGUACAUUGCUUACAGGUUGAAACCUAAGUUUUACACCAUAAGUUUUUAAAAAAAGUUUGAAACGCAUUGAAUC
Messenger RNA from Impatiens glandulifera, 3633 nucleotides. RefSeq names its product putative acyl-activating enzyme 19. Lineage: Eukaryota; Viridiplantae; Streptophyta; Magnoliopsida; Ericales; Balsaminaceae. Gene Ontology annotation, molecular function: protein binding. The transcript is spliced from 17 exons. Gene Ontology annotation, biological process: amino acid activation for nonribosomal peptide biosynthetic process. The record is from RefSeq and is a predicted model, not a curated record. The coding region runs from base 6 to 3587 and encodes 1193 amino acids.